This is a messenger RNA of Theileria annulata, 528 nucleotides long. RefSeq lists its product as uncharacterized. The transcript has a single exon. The coding region runs from base 1 to 528 and encodes 175 amino acids. The record is from RefSeq and is a predicted model, not a curated record. Lineage: Eukaryota; Apicomplexa; Aconoidasida; Piroplasmida; Theileriidae.
AUGAUGUCCGUUAAAAAGAUCAAGGUUGUUAGCACCAUAGCUAACUUAAUUUCUAUUGGACUAGCCUCAUGUUUGUUUGUGUUUUGUUACUAUCUUGUUGCAAGUGAAAAGACCAAGAUAGGCUUAAUAGUAGUUGAUACAUACUUUGGAUCACUUGCAAUAGCCUUCGCUUUGUUUAGCCUUUACUCAAUAUUAAAAGAAGAAUUGUCGUUCCUGGUUGCAUUGAGAACAUAUUAUGGAAUUUCUGCAUGUUUUAUGGUAACCAUUUCGGUGGUGCACACCUUGAUCCCAAUCUAUUCUGAAUUUGAUGACGAACUAUAUACCACUGAAAACAUGUAUUACUUAGCAGCGACAGCUUACAUUCUUGGUUUUAUCCAGAACAUAUACUCUUUAUACCUUUGCCACUCCUUAAUACAACACAAACGCAUCGAACUCGAAAAUGAAGACUUUGAUACAUUGGGCGAAGGCAAGUCAUGUUCAUCACUUAACAUCACCACUGAUUCCAAAAGACUAGGUGUAGCUGUAUAA